AUGCGGGAUUCCGGCUUCCACCCGUUCAAGGGUCGAGUCAGUAGGCACUUCGGCGAGACGCUUGGCCCAGACGCUGCAUAUCUGAGCUACUUCGAUAUACGAUUGAUGAAAGAGGAUAUCGACACACUGAAGAAUGACUGGUUGACGGACAACAGCAUAUCAUUCUGGGAAGAGUACCUCGAACGCGAAUACCUCAAUCAAUACAAAAAUGCCCACAUCGUCCUCCUCCGCCCAUCCAUGUCCUUCAUGCUCAUGCAGACCCCUGACCCUCACACACUCAAAGAAGCCCUCCCCAAUUUUUCACGUACAACUCACAUCUUCCUCCCCAUCAACGACUGCCGCAAUCCCUCAAUCGCCGAAGGCGGCUCACACUGGUCCCUGCUCCUUGUGAGCGUCGUCGACGGCGUGGCAUUUCACUAUGAUAGCCUCAACCCCGCAAAUAGGAACGAAGCUGGGUUGGCAGCGAGAAAGAUUGGUCAGUUGUUGGGAAGACAGCUCCAGUUCAUCGAUCUGGCGGAUUCCCCGCAACAGGAGAACAGCAGUGAUUGUGGGGUUUUUGUUUGCAUACAGAUGAGACAUUUGCUAUUGAGAAAGCUGCUGAUGGCGCAUGCGAAGGAGAAGGUUAGUAUGAGCAUGGGAGGGAAGAGUGUGGAUGCUACGCAAGGGAGGAAAGAGAUGCUGAGGAUUAUUGAGGGGUUUAGAAAGGAAGGAGAGAGGCGGAGGUCAUCGAGUGCAAGUCCCUCACAGAGCCACAAGCAUUCGAGCCAGAAGCCUUCGAGGAGCCCUCCGAGAAUUGAGUGA
This is a messenger RNA of Letharia columbiana, 801 nucleotides long. RefSeq lists its product as uncharacterized. The transcript has 7 exons. The record is from RefSeq and is a predicted model, not a curated record. Lineage: Eukaryota; Fungi; Ascomycota; Lecanoromycetes; Lecanorales; Parmeliaceae. Gene Ontology annotation, molecular function: deNEDDylase activity; cysteine-type peptidase activity. Gene Ontology annotation, biological process: proteolysis. The coding region runs from base 1 to 801 and encodes 266 amino acids.